UACUAUUCUAUGGUAUGACUCGAAUGAAAAUUGCAUGUUCAAUUGUUUUUGUAUAGAAAUCAUAGAGUAAAGAGUAUUUGACGGAGGUGUAUUUGUCAAAUUUUGUGAUUGUUCCUGACAAAUGUUUGUUUACUAAAGCAGCAUAACGCUGUGCAAAGUAUAUCCUAGUCCGGGCUUAGCCCGUAGUGUUUGGGGUUUUGAACCUCUGACAAGUCAAACCCGCAAAAUGGUCGCAGAGCAUGUGUCGUUAGUUGUGAGAGAAGAAAGAGAUAGUAAUAUUUUGUGCUGCUCCGACAGCACUGAAUUCAACGUUGAGCACACAUACAAGUCUAUCUUCGACGUUGUUCGCACAGGGGAGGUGUGCGACAUCGAGUCCCUGGUGGAGAAACUGGGGCCGGAGUGCCUGAGCUCCCGCGACGAAUGGGGCUACACGCCGGCCCACUGGGCGGCGCUGGACGGCAACGUGGAGGUGAUGCGGUACCUCGUGGGGCGCUCGGCUCCCGUAGACCUGUCCUGCCUGGGCACCCAGGGCCCGCGCCCGAUCCACUGGGCCUGCCGCAAGGGGCACACCGCCAUUGUGCAGGUCCUGCUUCAGGCCGGCGUGGCGGUGAACGCUGCGGACUUCAAGGGGCUCACGCCCCUCAUGACGGCGUGCAUGUUUGGUCGCUCGGCCACCGCUACCUUCCUGCUGGGGAUGGGCGCCCUCAACCACCUGACGGACAUCAAUGGCGACACUGCCUUGCACUGGGCAGCUUACAAAGGCCAUGCGGACUUGAUACGGUUGCUGAUGUACUCCGGGAUCGACCUGCAGAAGCCAGAUAAUUUUGGCUCAACGCCGCUUCACUUGGCAUGUUUGUCUGGUAAUGUUAACUGCGUCAAGCUGCUUUGUGAGAAGAGCAAGAUUGAACUGGAGCCGAGGGACAAGAACGGCAAGACGCCACUCCUGCUGGCCAAAAGCCACCGCCACACGCAGGUGGUUCAGGUGCUGGCGGAGGAGCAGAAGAGACGCAACCGCUGGAUGCCCCCGCUCUCCGAGAUGUGGGCUUUGCUGUUCGGGGGUGCGGGGGACUCGAAAGGCCCUCUGCUCCUCUUCAUGGGGUCGGUUCUCUUGUGGGGCUAUCCCAUGUACAUCCUUAGGUGCGUGCCGAUAACGUGGAACGCGCUGCGAGGCUCCCACUACGUGUUCAUCUACUGGAACCUGGCGAUGUGGCUCUCGUGGGCGGUGGCGAACCGCCGCGACCCGGGCUACCUGCCCCUGGACUCGGACGCGUACCGCCAGGCGGUCCGGAGCAUCCCCCGCCUGGACAGGUGGCAGCGCCGGCGCUCGGGCCUGGUGCUGUCCCGCCUGUGCCACUCGUGCCGCUGCCUGCGCCCGCUGCGGGCCAAGCACUGCCGCGUGUGCGGCCGCUGCGUCGAGUACUUCGACCACCACUGCCCCUUCGUCUACAACUGCGUGGGCGUGCGCAACAGGAUGUGGUUUUUCUUAUUUGUAGUGAGCGUAGCAAUCAAUUGCUCGUUCACCAUUUACUUUGCGUGCUACUGCAUCGCUAUUGAAGGUUUCCAGAUGCUAUAUGUUUUGGGACUCAUCGAAGCCUUAGUGUUCUGUGGCCUUGGCUGGAUUCUGACCUGCACUUCGAUCCUCCAUGCUUGCAUGAACCUCACAACCAACGAGAUGCUGAACUACAAACGGUACUCUUACCUGCGCGACAAAAGGGGUCGUUAUUUCAACCCCUUCUCGCGUGGCCCGUUCCUCAACCUCUUGGAGUUCUUCGUGUGCACGCCGGACUAUGCCAGCGACCUGGAGCUGCUUGAAGAAGAUGUCAUCUAAAGUAUUGGGCCUCGAUUUCAUAGUGUUGGCACAAACAACUCUAUGCACAAGCUUGUAGAGAUUUUUGUCAAGGCUAUAAUCACUGGGUUGUCAGGUUGUGAUGUUUGAGCAUUGAUAUACUUGAUUCGGUAUUCAAGCAUAAUUAUGUUGGGCACUUCUGGAGAAUGCAUUCUGUAAGAUAAAUUAUAAAGAUUUGAAGAGAGAGGUUUAAUGAUUAAAUCAAGUACUGUAUGUAAUAUGCUUGAGAAGAUUUGCGAUGUUGAAAGUAAUAAGGUAGAAAAUUAAUCUUUUUUCAGGGGAAAAUGGAUUUAUUAAAAGGGGAGUGGAGAACUAGGUAGCAAGAGAAGAGUUAGAAAGUGGGGAAGGUUUUAAGACUAACUAAAAAACUGAGAAAUAAUGGCUAGCUUAGGAAGAUUGAGUUUGUCGGCCCAGUUGACAUUAUGUAGGCUGAAAAUAAGCCGAGUUUUGUCAAUUCCUCUUUCUUUGCAUAAGUAUGAAUUCUUUCAUAUUUUUUUGCUGUCUCCGCUGCCCUGUCAUAUUCUUAAAUGCUGCUAUCUUUGUUAAUCAGCAUUUGAAGCGAACACACAUGCAAUAUGAGAUAACCUAAAAUAUUAGUGCAUUUUUCAGUAAAUUCUUAACUUGGUUUUAGAAAUAUAUUGAAAUUGUAGAAAAUUAAUUUUAAAAAAAUUAUCUUAGUUAAUUGCAUUUGACAUUCACUUUUAUUUUUUUCGGGUGGGUAGCAUGACCGACGGCAAGUCUAGCCAUCACACUGGUACCCAUAAGGCGAUCACAAUGACCGGGUGGCACAGCUACUUUCAACAAAACUCGGAUUGACCGGUAAGGAGUAACUUCACAACUUUCCCAUGGGUUACGCUGGGAUGGAAAUAUCAAAUUUCCACACUUAUUUUUUCUUUUUUCUAAAAUAACUUUUUUUUUAAACAUUAGAUACCACUAGUUAAGAUGUGUACGGUUUAUGUGUAAUAAUCCUGGUAUUAGAUAAUUUAUUUUGUAAUUGUAUUAGACUUUACAAAAUCUUAUAUCAUAUCCUUUUAAAAAUUUUAAUUGAAAACAUUGCUGUGCAGUGUAUGUGCAAUUUGUUAAUUGCGUAGUUGUAGUAUAGUGUUUCUCAAACAUUUUUCAGCCGUUGAAGAUUGUGAAAUCCAGUUUGAAAUAUAUAUAUGUUUUUUUGUCACUGCCAAAUGCUAAUUAUGUAAUUUAUAGUUGUACAAAAUUGGUUUUGAACACGGCCCAGUUACAGCAACGUCAGAACAAAGUGUGCGACUUGAAAAUAUUUUUACGCCAACACUCAGAUAAGCAGUUCAAAAAUAAUAAGAAAAAAGAAUUAAUCAUUUACCUGGCAACCCUGAUACAAAUAGAUCUUUCAAUAAAUAUUUUUGCUUAAUUUUUGGCACAGUAGUUUUUUGUCUCCAUUUGUGGACUGCGAUUCAUAUUAGCAAUCUUUGUAGUUGUGUACAUUUAAAAUGUAUGCAGUCUUUUCCAGGCUUACAAGCAAUUUCCAGCUUAAGCUUCUUUUUUUUUUAUUAUAAUAUUCAUAGUAAUUAUUAGGAAUAGUACUAUAAUUAAAAAAGUUUUUUUUAAUGGUACUUUGUGAAACUAGUAACGAAAUUUUUCACAUGAAUGUUUCUUUCCGUAUUUGGGGAUUGGGGAUGUUCAAGUUUGUCGAAGUUGACUUUUGCCUGUUGUAAGAAAAUUAUUACUUAUAAUUGUAUUUAAGCCAUUGCUAUGUAUCUGCAUCUUUCUCAUUUUGAAAGAUAGUGAGAGAGAAAAAUUCUUUUAAUUGUAUUUCAAAAGUACUCAUUGUGUUUGCUUCAUGUACUUUUUAAGUAAUUUUGUAUUUAAUACAUUCUUAGACAAUAAACAACAAAGCAUUAAUUUUCACAAUGAAUACAUUUUUUCACUUUCUUUUGCUACUUGUGGUACAGAUAGUAGUUUGUAGUGUACACUUGUAGAAUGAGGAUUUGCUCAUUGACUUCAAUUAACAACCAGUGUCUGGAAGUUUUAUCAUUAGUCAUUAUUCUUGUGACAUACAAUGUAGUGUGUUGCCAAAAUUUGCUACGUAUUGCAUAUUGAAUUAUGAUGUACAAAUAUAAAAUAUCUUCAUUGUUUAAAAUAGGUUUCAUUUAAGAUGGACUAUUUGUGCUGAAAGAAUUUAGAUAUACUUGUUACUUUUAUCUUUUAAAUCACAUAUAUGUAUCAUUGUGUGGUUGAGUGAAUAUGAGCCGCGGAUUGAUUUCAUCGCAUAAAAUAAAUCUUUUAAAUAUAUAAAAUAAUCUAUGAACCUUCAUUUUGCAGUUUCCACCUUCUUCAUCAACAACCUUAAGCACACAUUCCAAUUGUAAUAAAUGUAAGCAAUAUAGUGUACUAAAUGUUAAGUAGUUUAAACAGAAGAAUGAGUGUUUGUUAUGAGAUUGAAGAAUGAGUUUUGACUCACCCCUAUACCUAAUUUAAUAGUGAAAUGUUAUAAGUAUGAUGUGGUCAGGGGAUUUGCUUAAUGAAGUUAGUGAGGGUAAUGGGCGCCACUGUAUUUAAGGGACACAGACCUGGCAGGGACACUGUUCUCAGGGCGUGACAUCGUCCGUGUGGAAGGAUGACUCGUAUCCCCCUGGCGCAAUUACCCUGAUGUGCAAAGUUCUGGUCCGCUCUCAGCAUUGCACACACUAUAAGAUAUUAAUUAAGCGGGCUCUUAGAGGCAUCCCACACGCCUGUCGCUCAAGAGUCGUGAACACGUGGACAAAUACAGAAAGACGUCCAAGGAGUUCGGUACCGAGAUUUACUACACGCCACUGCGCCACGUGCCGCCAUAGUUUUGAUAAUGACUCUUCAAGAUGUCAUAAUUGCAUUAGAAUGGCUUUUUUUAAGAUAAAAUUAUUGAGAAUUUUGGGAAUUCCCAUUUAACUGGAAGGUGUUCCCAUUCCACCCAAAAUCCUCUAGUCAUCUGCCCUUCCCAACACUCGAAGCUGGGCCCGCCCCUGCUUGUGGCUAGAAUCGUGUUGAAGUUCCUUAGUUGAGAGACAAGAGUUUACCAUUGGCUCGAGUGCUUCGAAGGCAUGUCAAAGUAAUGAUGUGUCCACUCACUAAAAUAAGAGGUAUGUAAUUCACUGAUGUUUGAAGGUUAAACUGGUGGGGAAAGAUUCCACGAAGUGGUACUCUUUUCUAAAAUAACUCUUCAAGUGGCAUGUUAUUAGCACGCAGGUAAAUUAGCUUUGUAAUAACCUUUUUUUUUUUUAAAUUUAGUUUAAUUUGUUGCUGCUAACCAUACCUGGAGAUUCUGGAAUUCUUAUCUUGUGAUGAUUUUGUUAAACUAGUUAUGUAGUUUUCUUAGUUUAUUUAUUCCUAUUUUGCGUGAUUAUUUGCUUUUUUUUUUCUGUUAACAGAGUGGGACAAAUAAUUUUUAAAUUAAAUUUGGCAAAUGUCUUUGCAGAACUGAACCUUUUUUUUACUCUAACUGCAUCGUUUGACUUAUCUCGAAUGCAUGAAAUAUCGCUUACUUGACAGCAUGCAUCUUUUGUCGACUGGGGUGUUUUCUUACGCUGCGUUAUACGACUGUGGUCAAAAUAUAUUUUAUUUUAUGUGUAGUUAAUUUUUGCCAGCAACACUAGACUGCUUGUAUCAAACUGCAACACUGUUUCAUUUCCUUUUUUCCAGCAAAACAGUUAAUUAGCUGAACAAAAUCAAAAUAAGUGAGAUUUCGAAAAUUAAAAUGCUUUAUUCAGUUUAUUUUUUUAUUUUUAACAACAUUUAAUGGUUUAAAACACCCAAGACUAAGUAAGCAUCACCAAUAUGCACACUACUUAAACAAGUCAAGUAGUAUGUGAAUAUAAAUACAGUUAUUUAUAAUAUAAUAUAUUUUUCUAAUGAGUUAAGUAGGUGGUAGUAAUGUCUUCUCGACACUUGCAAUAAGCAGAUGAUACUGAACUGUGUUCGAGGUGCAAUGCCCGUUACCAGUGGGCUUUGCUGACAUCAGCUUCAUUGCCUCGCUUAUACAAUCACUGAUGAAACUAUGUUUUAAUUCUUCAGGUAUUCUGUUCAGGAAAGGGUUCACCGCCAUUAGAGAAUCUGCAACAGAAUAUUCAGCACAUACCAAAGUGUUACAGAAUGAACUGAAUAUUUUUUAUGAACAUGCUCAUUUUCAUGGAAAAGCAGUAAAAAUGAUUGUUACUAAUCUUUUAAGUUAACAUCAGUGAAACUCAUGCCUAAUAUUUCAAGCGGAUAGUGCUGAAUAUUUCUUAUUGGUUACCAUUUUUUGUUUACAUUUUAUGCUAUGUUAUGUUGCAUAAGAAUUUUUUUUUUUAUAAAAAUACACCAUUCAUAUCAAACAAUAGGUUUAUUUUAAAAAUGAUGAGAAAAAGUAAAUCUUAUCUCCAUUACAACCUGUAAUCACCUGCCCUUCUGAGCAAAAAAAAAAAAAAAAACAGCUUGCAAUGAAAGGAACUAUACGUACAUUGGCCUGACGUUUUGUAACAUUAUUUACGUUCGUGUUUGUGUUGCAAUGUUCAAGAUAAUCCUUAAAGCUAAUUUUGUGAUCUUUAUAGGUGUGAAAGUGUAUUUUGUUGUCAUACAAUUAUAUGUACGUUUAUAAUAAUAAUUCUCAUGCUUAAUGUAUUAUGCACAUUGGACUUCAGAGAAAAAUAAAUUACCUUCA
Bacillus rossius redtenbacheri is the source of this 6491-nucleotide messenger RNA. RefSeq lists its product as uncharacterized. Lineage: Eukaryota; Metazoa; Arthropoda; Insecta; Phasmatodea; Bacillidae. The transcript has 9 exons. Gene Ontology annotation, biological process: protein palmitoylation. Gene Ontology annotation, molecular function: palmitoyltransferase activity; protein binding. The record is from RefSeq and is a predicted model, not a curated record. The coding region runs from base 227 to 1828 and encodes 533 amino acids. Gene Ontology annotation, cellular component: Golgi membrane.